This is a messenger RNA of Diospyros lotus (date-plum), 1800 nucleotides long. Its product is annotated as glutamine synthetase, chloroplastic. Gene Ontology annotation, cellular component: cytoplasm. Bases 223 to 1521 code for a protein of 432 amino acids. The transcript has 14 exons. Gene Ontology annotation, molecular function: glutamine synthetase activity. The record is from RefSeq and is a predicted model, not a curated record. NCBI's taxonomy places the organism in Eukaryota, Viridiplantae, Streptophyta, Magnoliopsida, Ericales, Ebenaceae.
UGAAAAAAGAGUCAUCACUUCUCUUGGUGACCUUGUAGCGGCCAAAAACCAUUUUCCUCCACUCAUAGCACACCCCUAUCUGCUCAGGAAAAGCCAACAAAUCUAUCCUUUCAUACUUAAAAGACUUAAAACCACUAUAGCCGCUUGCUCUCUCUCUCUCUCCCCCUAAUUUCAGCCUCCCAGGUUCAUUUCCCCGCGGCUUUCAGGCAGGGAGAGGUUAAAAUGGCACAGAUUUUAGCUCCUUCUCCACAAUGGCAGAUGAGAGCUACAAAGAACUCCACAAAUGCAAGUCCCAUGACAUCAAAGAUGUGGGGUUCUCUGCUAUUGAAACAGAACAAGAAGGCUUCGGCUAAAACCUCUGUGAAAUUCAGGGUGCUUGCUCAACAAUCUGAGAACAACGCAAUUAACAGAAUGGAGUACCUGUUGGAUAUGGACAUUAGACCCUACACUGAUAAGAUCAUUGCUGAGUACAUUUGGAUUGGAGGUUCUGGCAUUGAUCUGCGCAGUAAAUCAAGGACAAUUUCAAAGCCUGUUAAACACCCAUCUGAGCUUCCGAAGUGGAACUACGAUGGAUCAAGCACUGGACAAGCACCAGGAGAUGAUAGUGAAGUAAUUCUAUAUCCUCAAGCUAUAUUUAAGGACCCCUUUCGCGGUGGCAAUAACAUCCUGGUAAUUUGCGAUACUUACACGCCAGCAGGCGAACCAAUUCCCACAAACAAGCGCUACAAGGCUGCUGAAAUUUUCAGUAACAAGAAGGUUGUAGAUGAAGUGCCUUGGUAUGGCAUAGAGCAAGAGUACACAUUACUCCAACCAAAUGUGAAUUGGCCCUUGGGGUGGCCUGUUGGAGGUUAUCCUGGUCCCCAGGGCCCUUAUUACUGCGGUGCUGGGGCUGAUAAGUCAUUUGGUCGCGACAUAUCAGACGCUCAUUAUAAGGCUUGUUUGUAUGCGGGAAUUAACAUUAGUGGCACCAAUGGAGAAGUCAUGCCUGGACAGUGGGAAUUUCAAGUAGGCCCUAGUGUGGGAAUUGAAGCUGGAGACCAUAUCUGGUGUGCUCGAUACAUCCUUGAGAGAAUUACUGAACAAGCUGGCGUUGUACUCUCACUUGAUCCAAAACCAAUAGAGGGAGACUGGAAUGGUGCAGGAUGCCACACCAAUUACAGUACAAAGAGUAUGAGGGAGGAUGGAGGGUUUGAAGUGAUCAAGAAGGCGAUUCUGAAUCUGUCACUUCGUCACAAAGAACACAUCAAUGCCUAUGGAGAAGGAAAUGAGAGAAGAUUGACUGGGAAACACGAAACUGCCAGCAUCAACACAUUCUCAUGGGGAGUUGCUAAUCGCGGCUGCUCAAUACGCGUGGGGCGUGAAACUGAGAAGCAAGGCAAAGGUUACUUGGAGGACAGGCGCCCGGCUUCAAACAUGGAUCCUUAUGUUGUGACGGGGUUGCUGGCUGAAACCAGCCUACUUUGGGAGCCAACACUUGAGGCUGAAGCUCUUGCUGCUCAGAAACUGGCAUUGAAUGUCUAGUGUCAGGUGGAAUUAACAGAGCCAACUGGGAAGAAAACCAGUUGGAAUUAUUGUCCCGUUAUGCACGGAAGAAGAUUAUUCUCUAGUUUUUAUGUCGUUUAGAGAAGAUCCCCUGUAAAUAAAGGUCCCAGCGUGAGCUCAAAUUCGAAGAAGUGGUUUCUUAGAUGCAAGAGGCUUCUGGGACCGGACUGUGUUCACUACUGUUUGUGUCAAUUGAAGGAUAUUGAACUUCCACUUUGGCAUUUUCUUAAUUGGUAUUCGAGAUUAAAUUGCCAGCCA